ACCAGAGAUACUUACUACGCGUGCGUGAGAUUAGAGCAGGGGGCGGGGUCACGUGGGCCGGGGGUCCUGGGCUGGAAUGGCUGCGAGCUCAGAGAUCAUCAUGCAGGUCAUCAUGAUCUAAGGAUUAAAAAAAACAAAAACAAAAACAAAAAAACAGCUGCUUACUUGGAUUGACUGAAGGCAGUUAUUGAAAGUAAAUAUGGAAAAUGAACCAGACCAUGAAAAUGUGGAACAGAAUCUCUGUGUGAAGACUACUGAAGAAGAACUCAGUAAAUCUUUUAAUCUUGAAGCUUCACUUUCAAAAUUCUCUUACAUAGACCUGGACAAAGAGCUGGAGUUCAAAAAUGAUCUGAUUGAUGAUAAGGAGUUUGACAUCCCUCAAGUAGAUACUCCUCCAACACUAGAAAGCAUACUAAAUGAGACUGAUGAUGAAGAUGAGUCUUUUAUUCUUGAGGAUCCUACUUUGUUAAACAUUGAUGCUAUUGAUUCUCACUCCUAUGAUACUUCAUCUGUGGCAAGCUCAGAUAGUGGUGACAGAACCAACUUAAAAAGGAAGAAGAAAUUACCUGAUUCUUUUUCACUCCAUGGGUCAGUUAUGCGACAUUCCCUUUUGAAGGGAAUUUCUGCUCAGAUAGUGUCUGCAGCUGACAAAGUAGAUGCCGGCUUGCCUACAGCAAUUGCAGUCUCCAGCCUAAUAGCAGUGGGUACAUCUCAUGGAUUGGCUUUAAUAUUUGAUCAGAAUCAAGCUUUGCGACUCUGUCUGAGUAACACUAGUGUUGGAGGUCAGUAUGGAGCCAUCUCUGCCCUGAGUAUCAACAAUGACUGCUCAAGACUUCUCUGUGGCUUUGCCAAGGGACAGAUCACUAUGUGGGAUUUAGCCAGUGGAAAACUUCUAAGAUCAAUAACAGAUGCUCAUCCUCCAGGAACAGCAAUAUUGCAUAUUAAGUUUACAGAUGAUCCAACUCUGGCAAUUUGCAAUGACAGCGGAGGAUCUGUUUUUGAACUGACAUUUAAGAGAGUUAUGGGAGUGAGAACUUGUGAAUCUAGAUGUCUGUUCAGUGGCUCCAAGGGAGAAGUGUGCUGCAUUGAGCCGCUCCAUUCUAAGCCUGAGUUGAAAGAUCAUCCCAUCACACAGUUUUCCCUCUUGGCCAUGGCAUCCUUAACAAAGAUACUGGUCAUUGGAUUGAAACCAUCCUUGAAAGUAUGGAUGACUUUUCCCUAUGGACGGAUGGAUCCUUCCAGUGUCCCGUUGCUGGCCUGGCACUUUGUGGCAGUGCAUAAUUAUGUGAAUCCCAUGCUUGCUUUCUGCAGAGGAGAUGUUGUUCAUUUUCUAUUGGUUAAGAGAGAUGAAUCUGGAGCAAUACAUGUUACCAAACAAAAGCAUCUUCACCUGUACUAUGACCUCAUCAACUUUACAUGGAUAAACUCACGGACAGUUGUGCUCUUGGACAGUGUAGAGAAGUUGCAUGUGAUUGAUCGGCAAACUCAAGAGGAAUUGGAAACAGUGGAGAUCUCAGAAGUUCAGUUGGUUUAUAAUAGCAGCCAUUUCAAAUCACUAGCCACCGGAGGAAAUGUUAGCCAGGCACUGGCUUUGGUUGGAGAGAAGGCUUGUUAUCAAUCCAUCAGUAGCUAUGGUGGUCAGAUCUUUUAUUUGGGGACAAAGUCUGUUUAUGUGAUGAUGCUGAGGAGCUGGAGAGAGAGAGUGGAUCAUCUCCUGAAACAAGAUUGUUUUACAGAAGCCUUGGCUCUUGCAUGGUCUUUCCAUGAAGGAAAAGCAAAAGCAGUAGUAGGGCUGUCAGGGGAUGCCAGUAAGCGAAAGGCAGUCGUUGCAGAUCGGAUGGUAGAAAUCCUAUUCCAUUAUGCGGAUCGAGCUCUGAAAAAGUGUCCAGACCAAGGAAAAAUCCAAGUGAUGGAACAACAUUUUCAGGAUAUGGUGCCCAUCAUAGUUGAUUACUGUCUUCUGCUACAGAGAAAGGAUCUUUUAUUUAGCCAGAUGUAUGACAAAUUAAGUGAGAAUUCAGUGGCCAAAGGAGUGUUUUUGGAGUGCCUUGAACCAUAUAUUUUAAGUGAUAAAUUGGUGGGGAUCACACCCCAGGUAAUGAAAGACUUGAUUGUUCAUUUUCAAGAUAAAAAACUAAUGGAAAAUGUGGAAGCCCUCAUUGUACAUAUGGAUAUCACCAGUUUAGACAUUCAGCAGAUAGUUCUUAUGUGUUGGGAAAAUCAUUUAUAUGAUGCUAUGAUCUACGUCUACAAUAGAGGCAUGAAUGAAUUUAUUAGUCCAAUGGAGAAACUUUUCAGAGUCAUUGCUCCUCCUCUGAAUGCAGGAAAAACACUAACAGGUAUUUUUUUCCUCUUUUUUUAUAUUUUAAGAUAUUAUUUAAGCAUCAUAAAAUUCACCAAGGAAGAUUUUAAAAAUGACAAACAGGCUGUGGAAUAUCAGCAACGUAUUGUGGAUAUUUUGUUGAAAGUUAUGGUGGAGAAUUCAGAUUUUACUCCCUCACAAGUUGGGUGUCUCUUUACAUUCCUUGCUCGGCAGCUUGCAAAACCUGACAAUACCUUGUUUGUAAAUAGAACCCUUUUUGAUCAGGUUCUUGAAUUCCUCUGCAGUCCUGACGAUGACUCCCGCCACUCUGAAAGACAGCAAGUUCUUUUAGAACUGCUGCAAGCUGGAGGCAUAGUUCAAUUUGAAGAGAAUCGACUCAUCCGUAUGGCAGAAAAAGCUGAGUUCUAUCAAAUUUGUGAAUUUAUGUAUGAACGAGAACACCAAUAUGACAAAAUUAUUGAUUGCUAUUUGCGUGAUCCACUAAGAGAGGAAGAAGUCUUUAAUUAUAUUCACAAUAUCUUAUCCAUCCCUGGACAUAGUGCGGAAGAGAAGCAGUCUGUGUGGCAGAAAGCAAUGGAUCAUAUUGAGCAACUUGUGUCGCUGAAGCCCUGUAAAGCUGCAGAACUAGUUGCAACUCACUUUUCUGGAGAGAUUGAAACAGUCAUUAAAAAACUUGAGAACCAGAUUUUGCUUUUCAAAUUUCUGAGGAGUCUUCUUGACCCAAGGGAAGGGAUUCAUAUAAAUCAAGAAUCGCUGCAAAUAUCUCCCAGUAUUACAGAGCAGUUCAUUGAGCUGUUGUGUCAGUUCAACCCAAACCAAGUUACAGAGACUCUGCAAGUACUUGAGUGCUACCGUCUAGAAGAAACUAUCCAGAUUACGCAGAAGUAUCAACUUCAUGAAGUCACUGCCUAUCUGUUAGAAAAGAAAGGAGAUAUUCAUGGUGCCUUCUUAAUAAUGCUUCAGAGACUACAAAGCAAACUUCAAGAGAUUACACAUCAAGAUGAAAAUACAAAAGAAUGUCCCUCACUGAAAGAUAUUGAAGACACCAUGGUAGAAACAAUUGCCCUUUGCCAGAGAAAUUCACAUAAUUUGAACCAACAGCAACGAGAGGCACUCUGGUUUCCAUUGUUGGAAGCAAUGAUGGCCCCUCAGAAGCUGUGUAGUUCAGCUGUACCUCCUCUCCACUCUGAAGCUCUGAAAUCUUUGACCAUGCAAGUGUUAAACAGCAUGGCCUCAUUUAUUGCCCUUCCAUCAAUCUUGCAAAGAAUCUUACAGGAUCCGGUUUAUGGAAAAGGAAAACUUGGAGAAAUCCAGGGUCUUAUUCUGGGAAUGUUAGAUACCUUCAAUUAUGAACAAACCCUGUUAGAAACAACAACUAGUCUUCUAAACCAAGAUCUCCACUGGUCAUUGUGCAACCUGAGGGCUUCAGUGACUCGAGGAUUGAAUCCCAAGCAGGAUUACUGCUCUAUAUGUUUGCAGCAGUACAAAAGACGCCAAGAAAUGACUGAUGAAAUUAUUGUCUUUAGCUGUGGUCAUUUGUAUCACUCAUUCUGUCUACAAAGCAAAGAGUGUACCAUAGAAGUUGAGGGACAGACAAGGUGGACAUGCUACAAAUGCAGCUCAAGUAACAAAGUAGGAAAAUUAAGUGAAAAUUCAUCUGAAAUGAAAAAGGGAAGGAUAACUCCAUCACAGGUAAAAAUGUCUCCAUCUUGUCACCCAUCUAAAGGAGAUACUGCUGUUAAGAAGGCAACCUCAGAACCCGUCCUGGAUCCACAGCAAAUUCAAGCGUUUGAUCAGCUUUGCCGUCUCUACCGAGGAAGUUCCAGGCUGGCUCUCCUUACAGAACUGUCCCAGAAUCGCAGCAGCGACAGCUACAGGCCGUUCAGUGGCUCCCAGAGUGGCCCUGCUUUCAACAGCAUCUUCCAGAAUGAGAACUUCCAGCUGCAGCUCAUACCCCCACCUGUGACUGAGGACUGACGCCCCUGGAGCCUGGUCCUGUGUACCAGAGUCUAUCCCACCGCAACAUGGGGUACCCUCCCAGCUGGCAUGUCCCUGCUGUCCCCCACUGAGCAGAGGUUCCAAGGCCUUCCGUGCUCACGGCUGUCUCCAACCACCAUCCCCCUGUCUCCUCCAUGAUGUAACCUGUCACUAGACUGCUUGGUUUGGUUUUGCUUAUUAAGCAAAGGAAUAUCAUGCACCUCGUCCAGCUUUUUAAAAAAAUACAUUUUGCCUAUUGGGACUUUUUCCCAAAGCCUGGAGAACAAGUGGAGGUCACACAGAGGCGCUGCGGCCCUGUCCUGCUCUGCCCCUCCGGCUGGGGGAGGGAGCGACUCCCCUUCCGCGGAGCAGUGGACCAGGCCGCAGUGCACAGAAAUGGCCUUGGGGGUGAAAGACCUGUGGGGUGGCUGCUCCCUUUUGCUGUUGUGUCCCCUUUCUCACAAUAAAUACCCCCUUACGCUCUGCAGACCUGA
Messenger RNA from Condylura cristata (star-nosed mole), 4794 nucleotides. It is a transcript of the gene VPS8, whose product is annotated as vacuolar protein sorting 8 homolog (S. cerevisiae). Gene Ontology annotation, biological process: protein targeting to vacuole; endosomal vesicle fusion. Gene Ontology annotation, cellular component: early endosome; CORVET complex; HOPS complex. Lineage: Eukaryota; Metazoa; Chordata; Mammalia; Eulipotyphla; Talpidae. Bases 200 to 4300 code for a protein of 1366 amino acids. The record is from RefSeq and is a predicted model, not a curated record. The transcript has 44 exons. Gene Ontology annotation, molecular function: protein binding.